Parasteatoda tepidariorum (common house spider) is the source of this 982-nucleotide messenger RNA. RefSeq names its product lipopolysaccharide-induced tumor necrosis factor-alpha factor homolog. Lineage: Eukaryota; Metazoa; Arthropoda; Arachnida; Araneae; Theridiidae. Gene Ontology annotation, molecular function: zinc ion binding. The record is from RefSeq and is a predicted model, not a curated record.
UAGAGUUGCAACUAAAAUAAUGUAACUGAAGUAAUAAGUUCAGUUAGAAAUCAUUAAAAUGAAUAAUAUUUAAGAGUAACAUUAAUUAGUUAGAAAAUAAGGAACAUUAAACUGGAAAAACUAUCAUGAUUUAUGCAUUAAGUAUUUUGGAAAGUACAAGCGAGAAAACUUCCAGUAUGAAUACAGGAUAUCCUCCAGUUCCUGGCACCAUCACAGUGGUCCCCGUACAAUUCGGAGACACUCCUAUGCAAGUGACAUGUAGUAAUUGUCACAAAACAGUUAUUACCACCACUGUAGCCGAGAAUGGCGCAUGCGCAUGGAUUGCAGUUUUAGUGAUGGUUUUCGUUUUCUGUCCUUGUUUUUUCAUUCCUCUUUGCAUCGAUUCUUGUAAAGAUAUUCAUCACAAAUGCCCAUCCUGCGGCUGUCAACUUGGAGUUUACAAGAAAUUAUAAGCAGAAGGCACAAGAAAAGCAAUUGGCCAAAUAUGAAGCAUGACUUAUUUGUUGACAUUUUUAAUGCAGGAACUAUUUUUAUUACAUUUCUAAAUUAAAUAGCUCAUGACAUGACAAACCAGUAUUACAGCCAAAAUAUUUUUAUUGUAUAAAAUUGUGAUUAAGAAAUCAAAAUUUAACCCAUAAAUGAUUGUAAAUAGAUAGAAUUUUGAUUUCUUCAUCACAGUCCCAAUGCAGCAUUAUUUUUCUUACACAAAAAAGCAAAGAACGUGAUCAAAAAACAGUGAAGGGUGUUUAUUAUAUGUUUACAUUAUAUUUUAUGAAUCAAUUACGUGAUCAGCUGCUAAAUGUUUUGUUUUCCUGCAUACAUGUUGAAAAAAACAAGUUUAAAUAUGCAGAUAUUAAUAAAAAUCCUAUUUUUGUUACUUUGUUUUUCGUUGAAUGAAGGUAUGAUUAAUUCAUGCAAACUAUGUAAACUAAGUUUUACUUAGCAAGCAAUUUCUGUCACAAUAAAAGCUUGAGAAAGAAAA